AUGGGGCCCCCUGGCAAUAGGGGAUCAUGAGGCCCCUGUGUCCUUGCCCACACUCAAAGCACACCCAAAAAAGCCUAUGAAAGGUACCAGGGGCAUUUCAUGGGGCCCCCUACUGACCCCGGGCCCUCGGGCAUAACAGGUGGGCCCACUGGGCGUACUGUAUAAACUGAAUGUAGCCCAACCAGGGGUGGACUGACAACUCAUGGGGCCCCUGGGCAAUAGGGGAUCAUGGGGCCCCUGUGUCCUUGCCCAAAGUCAAAAAAAGCCUAUGAAAAAGGUACCAGGGGCAUCUCAUGGGGCCCCCUACUGACCCCGGGCCCUCGGGCAGUGCCCGAGUUUCCAAAUGGUCAGUCCGCCCCUGAGCCCAACUUCAUACAGCAU
Staurois parvus is the source of this 381-nucleotide messenger RNA. The record is from the annotation of a GenBank genome assembly. Lineage: Eukaryota; Metazoa; Chordata; Amphibia; Anura; Ranidae.